AGUGUGUGUGUUCUCUCUCAGGCGCUGCUCCGCGCUCCUCCGGCGACUGCAUCAUGUCCUCGCUCUCAGUCCCUCCAUCGGCUCGAGCGGAUCUGGCCUCGGAUCAGGUGCUGUUCGUCCAGCCCGACUCCAUCAUCAUCACCGACUACACCGAGGUGGAGCUGAGCAGCCAUGAGGAGGAGGUGAUGAAGAUGGAGGAGGUGGAGCUGAGCAGCCAUGAGGAGGAGGAGGAGGUGAUGAAGAUGGAGGAGGAGGUGGAGCUGCUGGAGGACGAGGCUCCAGCGAGUGAAGACCCUGCCGCUCCACACGAGGCCCGAGCCGAGACGCCUGCCGCCGGGCUGCAGGAGGACCGUCCCGUCCCGCCGAGCCCCGAGCACCACACGCACACACCUGACGCAGGACGUGACAUCAUAACACUGCAGGAAACCACGGCGCCCGUGUCAGACGUUACCCAGAAACCCCCGGUGCGGAGAGGGCGAGGAAGGCCGAGGAAAACUCCCGAGUCCACGGGCGUAAAAACCCCAGAACGCCCGGCGGCGGCCGGCCCGGAGCAGCGGAGUGCCCUCACGCCACAUGGAGACCGUAAAGACGCCUCUGACGCUCCAGAAGCUUCCAGCGGCCCGUCCCGCACACGGAGAACCAGCAGAGCCGAGCCGGCGGCCGCCGACAACCCUCGCGCUCGUCACGCGUGCUCCACCUGCGGGCGCAAGUUCACGCGGCGCUCCGACGUGCAGCGGCACCAGCUCACACACACCGGCGAGCGCCCGUUCCACUGCGCACAGUGCCAGAAGACCUUCCAGCAUGCCUGGGACUUGACCAAACACUGCCGCAAGAUCCACGGCGAGGCUAGCUUCACCUGCCGUGAGUGCCAGAGCGCCUUCGCUAACCUGCGCGAGCUAACUGCGCACCACAAGAGAAGCCACGCGGGCGAGCCGCCACACUACUGCUCCAUCUGCGGAGACGCUAGCGCUAAUCCUGCUGCGCUCGCUACGCACCGGCGGAGCCACAGCGCCACACACACCUACCGCUGCGAGCAGUGCGGCGAGGGCUUCGACACGCUGAUCCUGAGAUCCGCUCACCGGCAGAGCCACCGCAGACGCUGCCAGUUCAAGUGCCCGCAGUGCGAGAAAACCUUCACGCGGCGUAGCGACGUGAGGCGGCACCAGCUAACGCACACCGGCGAGCGCCCGCAUCAGUGUUCGCUCUGCGGGAAACGCUUUGGGCUUCGCUCCGGGCUCCAGAAACACAUGAGCACACACACCGGCGAGCGCCCGUUCGCCUGUCCGCACUGUAGCAAGAGCUUCACGCAGGUCUCGAUCCUGCGGCGUCACGAGCGCAUGCACACGGGCGAGAGACCUUACCUGUGCUCACACUGCGGCAAACGCUUUCUCUCGCUCGGCGAGCUCAUCAAACACGACAAGACGCACGCCGACGCACGCCCGCACUCCUGCCCGCAGUGUAGCAAAGCCUUCAAGUUCAAGCGUUCGCUUCAGGAGCAUCUGCUAGCGCACAGCGGCGCGCGCCCGUUCCCCUGCCGCUACUGCGGGAAGAUGUUCGCUAAGGCCUUCGCGCUGAACCGACACCACCUGAUCCACACGGGCGAGCGCCCCUACGCCUGCACACACUGCGAGCGCACGUUCCUCACCGGCGCCGAGCUAGCGCUGCACGAGCGCACACACACCGGCGAGAGGCCGUUCCCCUGCGCCGCGUGCCCGCGCCGGUUCCGUAGCUCGUCGGAGUUAGCACGACACCGGCGCACGCACUCCGACCAGCGGCCCUACGCCUGCGGAUACUGUCCCAAAGCCUUCGCUAGCGCCGCCAAACUCAAGAACCACACCAGGGUCCACACGCGCGAGAGCAAACCCAGACGCCCCGCCGCGAAGCUAGCCGAGGUCAACGUCAUUCUGACGUAGAUUCGCACUGGAGAUCCAACACUGAUCAUUAUGGAUGAAGGAUUUUAUACAACCAUGUUGCGUUAGUCUUCAGAUCAAACACAGACACAAGCUCUCAUCGUUUGCUCUUCCUCGUGUCGUUCAAACCCAGGAGAC
Messenger RNA from Rhinichthys klamathensis goyatoka, 2048 nucleotides. Its product is annotated as zinc finger protein 260-like. The record is from RefSeq and is a predicted model, not a curated record. NCBI's taxonomy places the organism in Eukaryota, Metazoa, Chordata, Actinopteri, Cypriniformes, Leuciscidae. The transcript is spliced from 4 exons. Gene Ontology annotation, molecular function: DNA-binding transcription factor activity; RNA polymerase II cis-regulatory region sequence-specific DNA binding. The coding region runs from base 54 to 1913 and encodes 619 amino acids. Gene Ontology annotation, biological process: regulation of transcription by RNA polymerase II.